Molecule: messenger RNA, 329 nt
Organism: Protopolystoma xenopodis
Lineage: Eukaryota; Metazoa; Platyhelminthes; Monogenea; Polystomatidea; Polystomatidae
Source: the annotation of a GenBank genome assembly
UAGAGGCUCAGAUUCUGGCUGACAUUCAGCCGAUCCAGGUCAUGUGGAAGAUGGACGACCGGGAACUGAUACAAUCGGAGAGAAUUGAAAUGUCCUUUAUGCAGGACACCGGAGUGGCGCGUCUCGUGAUCCGGAAACCCAGUCAGCCGGACUAUGGUGAAUACACCUGCGUGGCAAUCGGCGAGAUGUUUGAGACACAGACAGGAAGGCGGGUCUCCAAGACGAUCAUGUCUAGCUCUACUGUCCUCGUCGAAGGUAAGUUAACUUUUACUUGCAUAACUUGUAAUAGCAAGCUCAAAUUAACAUUAUACAUCAAUUUAGUUUAUUAA